UCUGGAUUUGCACACUGCCCAACCUUUCAUCCCUCUCCCUUGAUUGCAUCUCUCUCCUGCCGUUGCUUUGGCCGGUUCCUGCCACUCAGAGGUGGCUGUACAUGGGUGGCUCUCCAGGAGCUGUGAAGACGAGGUGGGAGACAACCUGUAGGUGAGGUGCUCUGUAGCUGGCUGGCUGAAUGGAAGCCACUGCAGGAGUGGAGCGAAGAGAAUGUGGCUGGUGGCUCAAAAGGACUUUGUCUGUUUCCUGCUCCCCAAUGUCAUCCCCAGCCAGUAGAGCAUGGCAGCUGUCUCCUCCCGUUUUGAUGCUACACCCCUUCCUUCCAUUGAGACCUCUAGACCAGUCAGCAAUGUAUCCAGGACAACAGCACUGGGCAGCUGCUGAAGUAAUUUAUGCUGCAGGCCCCGUGGCCCCAAUCCCCGCUAAAACGAUGAUCAGGCUGACCAAUUUUAGCAUUGACGCCCCACGCUGGGACCAGAACACUUUUGUGGGGCGCCUAAAGCAUUUCUUCAACAUCACAGACCCGCGGACGGUGCUGGUGUCGGAACAUGAGCUGGACAGGGCUAAGGCGCUGGUGGAAAGCUGCAGGGCUGGGCUGGUACCCCCGGGAACCAGCCAGGAACAGCUGUUCUACGCCAAGAAGCUCUACGACUCUGCGUUCCACCCAGACUCUGGCGAGAAGAUGAACCUGAUUGGGAGGAUGUCAUUUCAGGUGCCCGGGGGAAUGGCCAUCACUGGCUUCAUGCUGCAGUUUUACAGGUCGGUCCCGGCGGUGGUUUUCUGGCAGUGGGUGAACCAGUCGUUCAACGCCUUGGUGAACUACACCAACAGGAACGCGGCCUGCCCCAUCUCGCUCACGCAAAUCGGAGUGGCUUACGUGUCUGCCACCAGCACAGCCCUGGUGACUGCAGUGGGACUCAACCUGUACACCAAGAGAGCUCCGCCCCUCAUGGCACGCUGGGUCCCAUUCGCAGCCGUAGCUGCCGCCAACUGCGUGAACAUCCCCAUGAUGAGGCAACAGGAGCUCAUUAAUGGGAUCAUGGUGACGGACGAGAAGGACCGUGAGCUGGGCCAUUCCAGGGUCGCGGCGGCCAAGGGGAUUACCCAGGUGGUGGUCUCCAGGAUCGUCAUGGCAGCGCCUGGCAUGGUUCUUUUGCCGAUUCUCAUGGAGCGGCUGGAGAAGCUCUCCUUCAUGAAGAGAAUUCAGGUCCUCCACGCACCUUUACAAGUGAUGCUGGCCGGGGGCUUGUAAGUAUCUUCCUUCCCGAAUCACCACCUUUCCUCAGCUCCAGCCUUGCAGCUUUGGGUUCAGAAAAGAGCCGUCUAAAGAACCCAGUCAGCGUGCGGCCUUAACAGGAGCAGACAGCUGGCUCUUUCCAGGCAGGGACUCUGAAAAUCUCUUUCUUUUCCCACCUUCUGUCAAGCUCAGAGUCCAGGGCUUCCCUGCCACAGAUAAGAACCUCAGUAAUAAUAAUAAAUCAUUCAUGGAUUCUCCCAGUGCUCCUUUGAGGCAGGUAAUAAUUAUUACAUCCCCAUUUCAGAGCUGGCGAAACAGAGACACAAAUGUGGGGGGCGGGGGGAGGCAGGGUUUGCGAUUUGCCUAGCGCCACAAAGUGAGGCAGAACUAGACAAUGGAACCCAGGCAUCCUGACGCCAUUCCCUGCUCUAACCACUUCCCUCUGUAUCACAAGCCCCAACAGCUGGGGAGGAGAAGCUGCUCGCUCCUCUGGUGUAGGGUGCUUGUCACAUCCUUAAUGGCAGCAGUGAAACUCGGCUGAGUCAUAUAGGGGGCCGCGCCCCACUUCACUCCAGCACAGCACAUGAUGAUCUCUAAUGUAGACAGGCCCCUGCUGAAUCCUUGGGUGACUGAUCUCCAGAAGUGGAGGAGAAAGAAGCAUCAGGAGCAGACCAAGGAUCUGCAAUGCACUGGGCCCUACUGCCGUGCUGUGGAUCAGAGGAAGGGGGAAGGACCCAAGGAGAAGGUGCCCCUUGGUAAAGGUUGAACCCAGGGUCCCUGCUACACUGCAAAGGACUGUCCCUUCCCCAAUGGUAUUCCCUCUCUUCUGUGUCUAAAUCCCCUGGAUCCAAGCAAUGCUAACUGCUGUGGGCUCUCCUGAGCCCUGUCAGGGACCAUCCCCCAGAUUCCCGUAGGCCCUUGCUCUCAGAGCCUCCGAGCUUCCCCAGCUUCAGGGGAAUCCAGGGGUUGCCAGCACUCUGAAGAAUCAGACCUGGAGCAGUUGUGACAGUCAGAAGCGGGAGCAGUCUGGUAUUGGGGCCCAACAAGGGGGGUCCUGCCAUGCACCAGGGGCUGGGGGCCCAGGCUUCAUCCUACUGGGCAUGUCCAUCCCUCGGCUUCUCCAACCCCCACCGCUGUAGCAUGGGAGUGUCUUGUGAAAUCAGCCCUGGGUCUCCUGGAGGAAGAGAAGCAUUAUCCCCAUUUUACAGCUGCAGGAGACUGAGGCAUGAGACAGAUUUGCCCAAGGUCACCUACGCUGGGAGUCUGGGUGUGAGCUGGGAAUUUAACCCUGAUCUCCGGACUCACCGUUCGGCCACCUUGCUGGAGAGAGCUGCACGGAAGGAAGCUCCAGAGCGAGAAGCUGCUCUGCUGGGCCGAGUGUGGGUGGCCAGUUUGCUGGUGUUUGUAUGAGAGUCCACGGCAAUGUGCUCACCUACACCUUGGUGUUAAUCAGCCGCCGUGGACUUCAUCAGCCUGGCUGGGAACUGAACCUUGGCCCCGGCACCAAAGUGACAUUCACCAGAGCAAUGCUCAGGGUGCUCUAUGAGGGUGCGUAGCUAGAUCGCUCCACCCAGCACCGAAAUUAGCCAGCCACUGUGACCUGGCCACUUAGCUGGUGUGCCACAAGCCACGCUGGGGCCUUUGAGGAGAGGAGGUCGGGAGCGGAACAAGGAUUCCCCAGGGCUAGUGCCCCACCUCGUGGGAGCUCGAAUGACCGCGAGUGGUCCAGCUCUCAGCUUUGCACCCUCCAGGAGAGGUGACUCUUGCGGGGGCUGUCGGUGUCGCUGAGCGUUGGCUCUUGCUCCGAGAGUGGAUGUUUGAGUUUUCACUGGUAACGCUUGGUUUUCUCUGUCCUGCAGCCUCCUAUUCAUGGUGCCGGUUGCCUGCUCGCUGUUCCCACAGAGAU
Messenger RNA from Chelonia mydas (Green sea turtle), 3144 nucleotides. RefSeq names its product sideroflexin 2 (gene SFXN2). Gene Ontology annotation, cellular component: mitochondrial inner membrane. The coding region runs from base 180 to 1253 and encodes 357 amino acids. Gene Ontology annotation, molecular function: monoatomic ion transmembrane transporter activity. NCBI's taxonomy places the organism in Eukaryota, Metazoa, Chordata, Testudines, Cheloniidae. Gene Ontology annotation, biological process: serine import into mitochondrion; monoatomic ion transport. The record is from RefSeq and is a predicted model, not a curated record. The transcript has 10 exons.